This is a messenger RNA of Phycomyces blakesleeanus NRRL 1555(-), 309 nucleotides long. RefSeq lists its product as hypothetical. The record is from RefSeq and is a predicted model, not a curated record. Lineage: Eukaryota; Fungi; Mucoromycota; Mucoromycetes; Mucorales; Phycomycetaceae. The transcript has 4 exons. Bases 1 to 309 code for a protein of 102 amino acids.
AUGCAUACAAACAACCGAGCCGCAGUAGUAAAUACGACGCAGCUAUUAAACCAGAAGAAAUUUGAACUUGGUGAAGAUGACACAUCGGUAGUGAAUAAGGUUGGUGUGGACAGAAUAAAAGUUCAAAAAAAAAAGUUCAAAAUUAGUUCAAAAUACAUAUUAGAUAAAAUUGAGCCCAUAUUCCCGUCUCUGUCAUUAAGUGAAAACCUUAUUGUGAGUUUUUCUAGACCUCUCAUUAUAUGGUACAUCUCCAUAAAAAAUGGUUCUCUUCUCAAUCCUUGUGGCCAUGGAAGAAUACUAGCUAAUUAA